Centruroides sculpturatus (bark scorpion) is the source of this 3437-nucleotide messenger RNA. RefSeq names its product nostrin-like. Gene Ontology annotation, molecular function: protein binding. Gene Ontology annotation, cellular component: cytoplasm; plasma membrane. Bases 185 to 2380 code for a protein of 731 amino acids. NCBI's taxonomy places the organism in Eukaryota, Metazoa, Arthropoda, Arachnida, Scorpiones, Buthidae. The record is from RefSeq and is a predicted model, not a curated record. The transcript has 19 exons. Gene Ontology annotation, biological process: signal transduction.
AUUAGUAAUCUCGUGGGCGCCUUUAAUGACUUCAUCAUGUAUCUUUAUCAUUUAUGAGUACUCAUAUAUUUGGAAUGAGAUAUCGUCAUAAGCAGCCUGUAUUAGCAACCUGGAGGAUGACGUUAAUUAAACGUGUUCAUCACGCUAACUAAAUAGAUGUUUUUCUUCUUUCUAAAGCGUGUUAAUGAGAAUGACAUCGAUGUUCAAAGACAACUUUUGGGGUUCAAAUGGAUUUGAUGAGCUUCGAAAAUAUAUUAAGCAAGGAGCUGAUUUUAAUAAGGAGAUUGCUUCAGUAUUACAAGAAAGAUCAGAAUUAGAAGCAACAUAUGCUAAAGGUCUUCUAAAAUUAGCUAAUAAAAUUGGAAAAAUUACUAGAGAUGGAAAUAGGGGUUCAAAUGGAUUUGAUGAGCUUCGAAAAUAUAUUAAGCAAGGAGCUGAUUUUAAUAAGGAGAUUGCUUCAGUAUUACAAGAAAGAAAUGUGGCAGCAGGCUUAUGUGAAGAUGUUGUAAAACCUUUAAAAAAUAUUAUUGAAGCUCAACAUAAAACAAGAAAAUUGAUUGAGUCAACUGUUGACAAAUCAGCCAAAACAAUGGCUGAUCGUCGAAAUGAUGAACAGAAAACAAAACAUAAAAGUUAUUUAUGCUCUAGAGAAAAUGAGCGUUUGCAAGAGCAGGCCAUAGAUGCAAAAGCUAGUCGUGGUAAAGUGUUAACUGAAAAGGAUAUUAAUAAAUUAGAGACGAAAAGAAGAAAGGCAGAAGAAGCACAGUCAAGAGCAGAUCAAGAUUAUUACAUGUGUUGUGUAAGAGCUGAACGUUCAAGACAAGAAUGGGAGUCAUCAGUAUAUCGUGCUAGUAAUCUUUUACAACAAUUAGAAGAAGAAAGAAUGACUCAUAUGCAUGAUUUAAUUCAAAAAUAUGUUAAUCAUUUAAGUGUUGUGGGACCCAAAAAAGUUCAGAUCUGUGAAAGAUUGAAUACUGUUAUUUCAUAUAUUGAUGUUUCUGCUGAUCUUCAAAUGGCUGUUAAAUUACAUAGUACAGGACCAAAUGUUCCAGAACAACUGUUACCUGAUUUUUUUGCUGAAGAUGUCAACAACAACAUGAAAAAGGAACGUAGGAAAGAAUCAUUAGAAAAAUUUCUUAGAAUGCUUAAGCAUGACUUAGAAUUAGAAAGAAAAGGGAAACAAGGACUCGAAAAUUUAGCUAAAGUUUUUCAAGAAACACCAAAUUUUGGAGAUGCGGAUGCCCAACAAGAUGUAAAUGAAAAAUUGCAACAUUUAAGAACCAUGCUUAUAUAUUUAGAAGCAUCACGUUACAAAUUACAAUGUUGUUUGGCUGAUUUGAAUGGACAGCAACGACCUUCUCAUCCUCUUAGUUCUCAUUUUGAACAAUUCAGAGAUAAACAGGGAAUGACUCAUACAAUAUUGAAAGUUCCACAUUGGGUUAAGAUGGAAAGAAGAAAUUCUGACAGUAGUACUUCAAUGGACAGUGAUAUUCCUGACUGUGACUAUUACAGUUUUGUUCCUAAUGACAUACAAGUAAAUUUUAAUCAUCAUUUGUUUCAGAUCUGUGAAAGAUUGAAUACUGUUAUUUCAUAUAUUGAUGUUUCUGCUGAUCUUCAAAUGGCUGUUAAAUUACAUAGUACAGGACCAAAUGUUCCAGAACAACUGUUACCUGAUUUUUUUGCUGAAGAUGUCAACAACAACAUGAAAAAGGAACGUAGGAAAGAAUCAUUAGAAAAAUUUCUUAGAAUGCUUAAGCAUGACUUAGAAUUAGAAAGAAAAGGGAAACAAGGACUCGAAAAUUUAGCUAAAGUUUUUCAAGAAACACCAAAUUUUGGAGAUGCGGAUGCCCAACAAGAUGUAAAUGAAAAAUUGCAACAUUUAAGAACCAUGCUUAUAUAUUUAGAAGCAUCACGUUACAAAUUACAAUGUUGUUUGGCUGAUUUGAAUGGACAGCAACGACCUUCUCAUCCUCUUAGUUCUCAUUUUGAACAAUUCAGAGAUAAACAGGGAAUGACUCAUACAAUAUUGAAAGUUCCACAUUGGGUUAAGAUGGAAAGAAGAAAUUCUGACAGUAGUACUUCAAUGGACAGUGAUAUUCCUGACUGUGACUAUUACAGUUUUGUUCCUAAUGACAUACAAGGUGGAUCAGAUCAGAUCUAUGCUAAUUUGCCAUUUAAACAACCAGAACUAGAAAACCAAAGGCAUCCUAGUCAAUAUAAAGCUCUCUAUAAUUAUCAAGCUAAGUUAAGUGAUGAGCUUUCUCUUCAACCAGGUGAUAUCAUCACAGUUUUGAAAACUGCAGAUGACGGUUGGUGGCAGGGAGAACUUAGGGGUACUGUUGGAAUGUUUCCAUCUACUUAUGUAACAGAGAUUAAAUGAUUCCAAUAACAUGACAAUGUGUACAUACAUAUAUAUAUAUAUAUUUAUUGGAAUUUAUUUCUGCUAGUCUCUAACAAAAUAAGACCACAUUAAAAAAACAUGAUAGAAUAAUACAAGUAAACAUUCAACAUGACUUCGCAAUAUUUUAAACCAAUAUAGUGAUCUAUAUAUUACAGUCAAUAAUUUGGAAUUUUUAACAUUUUGUUAUGUAAGAAACAAAUAUUGUCAAUCUUUCCAAAAUUUUCAACCACCAAAAAUAAAAUAGAAGUAAAAAAACUGUUCAGAAAUUAACAAGACAAGUUUCUAUAAUCAUAAUAAUAAUAAUAAUUAUUAUUAAUCUGCCAAUCAAAUUUAUUAAUUUUAUUCUUAGUUUUGAAAAAGAAUAGGUAUUAAAAGUUUGUUUAUAGACUAUUGUUACACAAUUUUUCAAAAUGUAAAUAUAUUGUUUACAUAUCACAUAAAAGCACUGUAUAAUAUAUAUUUGCUUGUAGAACAAAUGCAUAACUUUGUUAUUAAAAGAAAAAUGAUUAAGAAAAUCUGAUAUGCAAUGUUUGAUAUGUAUCAAAUUUCCGCAAUGAUUAUUUAAAAUUCAAUUUUUGCAUAAAAUAUAAUUUUCAUUAUGUUUGCAAUUGAAUCCAAUUGAUUAUGCAUUGAAUAUUGAAACUAGUACACGUGCUACAGAAUUAAUCACGCUUAUUCUUGAUUUUAGUUGCAAAAAUAAAUAAGUAUUGAUGAUAAAUAUUUGUAAACUUCUAUAUACAAAAUCAUCAUGUAUGUGUUUCCGUAAGCAAAUGUAAAAUAUUAAGAACUAUGUACUGCACUAAUAUACUUAUUCAAAAGUAUUUCUUUGAAAAGUUUAAUAUUUUGUUAAUCAAGUUAUUUUUGAAUAUGGCAGUCUUCCUAAAGUUUGGUGCCAUGAUGGUUGAUUAAAAUUUUUGUAGCCAGAAAUAAUAAUAGUCUUUCAUUAAUUUUCAGUUUAUUUAAUGAUAAAGAUGGGCAUACAAGUCUCAAGCUCAUUCAGAAGACUUUUUUGGCUGGUGAAAGAUGUGGAGAGAGU